Molecule: messenger RNA, 3486 nt
Organism: Microcebus murinus (gray mouse lemur)
Lineage: Eukaryota; Metazoa; Chordata; Mammalia; Primates; Cheirogaleidae
Gene: ETS2
Product: ETS proto-oncogene 2, transcription factor
Biological process (GO): regulation of transcription by RNA polymerase II; cell differentiation
Cellular component (GO): nucleus
Molecular function (GO): sequence-specific DNA binding; DNA-binding transcription factor activity, RNA polymerase II-specific
Source: RefSeq, a predicted model, not a curated record
AGUCGCCGCCGGCCGCGCCGGCCCCUGCGCGCAGCGAUGAAUGAUUUUGGGAUCAAGAACAUGGACCAGGUGGCCCCCGUGGCUAACGGUUACCGGGGGACCCUCAAGCGCCAGCCAGCCUUUGACACUUUCGAUGGGUCCCUUUUUGCUGUUUUCCCCUCACUAAAUGAAGAGCAAACACUCCAAGAAGUGCCAACAGGCUUGGAUUCCAUUUCUCAUGACUCGAGCAGCUGUGAAUUGCCUUUGUUAACUCCGUGCAGCAAGGCUGUGAUGAGUCAGGCCUUAAAAGCUACCUUCAGUGGCUUCAAAAAGGAGCAGCGUCGCCUUGGCAUUCCAAAGAACCCUUGGCUGUGGAACGAGCAACAAGUAUGCCAGUGGCUUCUCUGGGCAACCAACGAGUUCAGCCUGGUGAACGUCAAUCUGCAGAGGUUCGGCAUGAAUGGCCAGGUGUUGUGUAACCUUGGCAAGGAGCGCUUUCUGGAGCUGGCACCUGACUUCGUGGGCGACAUUCUCUGGGAACAUCUGGAGCAGAUGAUCAAAGAAAACCAAGAAAAGACAGAAGACCAAUAUGAAGAAAAUUCACACCUCCACUCGGUUCCUCACUGGAUUAACAGUAAUACGUUAGGUUUUGGCGUGGAGCAGGCGCCGUACGGCGUGCAGACGCAGAACUACCCUAAAGGCAGCCUCCUGGACGGCAUGUGUCCCGCGUCGGUGCCCAGCAUGCUCAGCUCCGAGCAGGAGUUUCAGGUGUUCCCCAAAUCUCGGCUCGACCCCGUCAGCAUCAGCUACUGCUCCCUCAGGCAGGACUUCCCGGCCGGCAACUUGAGCUUGCUCGCCAACAGUUCCGGGAAGCCCAAAGACCACGACUCCUCCGAGAACGGCGCCGACAGCUUUGAGAGCUCGGACUCGCUGCUGCAGUCCUGGAGCAGCCAGUCGUCCUUGCUGGAUGUGCAGAGGGUGCCUUCCUUUGAGAGCUUCGAAGACGACUGCAGCCAGUCUCUCUGCCUCAAUAAACCGACCAUGUCCUUCAAGGAUUACAUCCAAGAGAGGAGCGACCCAGUGGAGCAAGGCAAACCAGUUAUUCCUGCAGCUGUGCUGGCCGGCUUCACGGGAAGCGGACCUAUUCAGCUGUGGCAGUUUCUCCUGGAGUUGCUCUCAGACAAAUCCUGCCAGUCGUUCAUUAGCUGGACAGGGGACGGCUGGGAGUUCAAGCUUGCUGACCCCGACGAGGUGGCCCGCCGGUGGGGAAAGAGGAAAAAUAAGCCCAAGAUGAACUACGAGAAGCUCAGCCGGGGCUUGCGCUACUAUUACGACAAGAACAUCAUCCAUAAGACGUCAGGGAAGCGCUAUGUUUACCGCUUCGUGUGCGACCUCCAGAACUUGCUGGGGUUCACGCCCGAGGAACUGCACGCCAUCCUGGGCGUCCAGCCCGACACGGAGGACUGAGGUCCCCGGGGCCACCCUGAGCCGGCCCCAGGCCCGUGGACUGUGAGCGGGAAGCUCAUCUUGACUGACUGCUCCAAGGACGCAGGGAAGGCGGGUUUGAAUAUGUCCAGGAGGUCGCCAAGAAGCCACGGCCUCUUUCAUCCCAAACCUUGCCUCUCGACGGGGCUGUCUCUGCCGUGGCAGAGUCAGCACAGCUGCUGAGCGUGACGUGCAGGUGCUGCUCACCUUCCUCUUCGGGGAGGGCGGUGGAGGCCGCGGCGCGGGGAGCCAUCCGGCUCCAGCCUGGCCGUGGGGCGGGACGGUGCUGGCUGUUGGAGACUUUCAAAGGAGCGAGCUGUCAUGGACAUGGGCAAAUUUUCUUUUGCCUUUUGCAACCAAGAACAGCAAACCCAAAAGCUGCCUCUUUGUUCGAGAGGAGUAGGAGGAUGGGAAGGAAACAACCAUGCCAUUUCAGAAUUUAGUUUGUAUAUAUUAUUAUAAUCUUAUAAUUGUCCUCAGAAUCCUUUAACAGUACUAUUUAACAAAAAUUGUAUAUUGUAAUUUAAAAUAAUUAUAUAACUGUAUUUGAAGUAAGAAUGCAGACAUCCAAUGUUUUAUUUCAUUUUUCAGUAGCACAUAACGGCAUUUUACAAAGAUUUAAUCUGCCAAGUGCAGACUAAGAAAAGUAAAGUGUGUAUUUACAUUUAAUAUACCUGCAGGAAUAAGAUCGAAGACAGGUAAUCCCUGCUUUUUGUGUUUCGUGGAUUUUUUGCCUUGGUUAUCUGGCAAGGACUUUCCUUGUACAUUUGGGAAUUUUUACAAGAAACCUAAUGUUAUUAUCGGGGGGUACAUCUGGCCUCUCUGCUUUCUUCUUUAAUUGUAAAGCAAAAGCUAUAAAGCAGUAUUUUUCUUGACAAAUGGCAUAUGUUUUCCACUUCUGUGCAUGCCUUUAAAGCCAGUUUGUACACAAAGCAUAUUUUAUUUUUUAGUGUAACUGUUUCCCCAGCAACUCACCUCUCCUGACCAACCAGCCAUUUCCUUCCUGUGCCCCAAGUUAUUCUGUAGGAUUAAAAUAAGAAUACUAUUUUUGGAAAUAUGCGACUCCUUUUCAGAGAUCAGGAGGGAUUUAUGUAGCAGCUAUUUUUACUGCAAAAGUAAUUCACUGGAGAAAAAAAAAGUAAUUUGUAAGAAAGCUUUAUUUUUAUCUCAGCUCCAUGUAAAGUGAAACGUAUUAUACAGAGCUGAGGACGGGGGUGGGGCAGGGUCUUCAUUAAACCUCUUGAGCAAAGCACCAUUUGUCCGUCUUUGUUCACCUGUUGUGUCUCAGACUGUCCGGAUAGCCCGCUGCCCUUUUCUGCUCUGUGUCACAGCAAGAGCUUUUUUUGUUUUUCCUUAUUUUCUUGGACAUAGAAUACCCAGAGGCACAGAGAGGGUACACAGAUGGGAAAGAGUGCAUUGGGGUCAUUCAUUUGGAGAAAGUGUUUUGAUGGAUAUAAGAGACUUUUUCAGUUGAGUCGUGUAUUCCUGGCCUUCAUACAUGAUCCAGUCAAGUUGGCUUCAAAGCCAGGUAGGCUUUUCCUACUUACUAGCCGUGUGGCCUUGGACCAGUGGCUGGGCUGAGGUAUCUGAAGUUAGUGUCAUGUGAUGAGACUGAGAAAUCGGGUGGCAGGGCCAGCUGGGGAGCACAGCCAGGACUGGGACCACUCGGCCAAAAUACCCACAGAAGACAGUUCCCAGUAUAUUUAAGCACAGGAUGUUUUUCUCAAGUGGGACCUAUUUAUCACUUGGACAUCUGUUUAUAAUAUAAACAGACAUGUGACCGGGAACAUCUUGUAGCCGGAAGAAAUCAUGGCCAUCGUCUCAUUUUAUGUGAGGUUGAACUGCAUGAAAUUGCCAGACUGGGUUUUUAUGUACAAAGAUGGCAGUUUCAUGGGGUUCAGUCUAAUAGUUACGGGAACCGAAGUCCUUAUAAACCUUUGGCAUGAUAAUGAACAGAUCUGCAGUAUAAAAUGUUUGUAACUCCGCCUUUUCUUUCUCGAAUAAUAAAGUAUUUUGUUUAUA